AUGGCGAUUGCGGUUAUGGCCUUUCAAAUAGACCAGACCAAUUCACUGGUGGAGUUUACAAACCUGAAAUGCAUUCCAAUCGAUAAAGAAUUCGCAGGAUUUGAAUACUGUCAAAUUAAGGCAAUAAAUCGGACCUACAAAUAUAUAUCCCUCAAAGUAAACUUGUUUAAAAAGCCAGUGACAAAGAUUUCAGUGAAUAUAUCUGCGUUGAAAAGACUAAAUGGCUAUAAACCAUUUCUAUAUAAUAUCACAUUCGAUGCAUGCAAAUUUUUGGCUUCCAAAAAUAAGAAUUCGGUUAUUAAUUACUUUUAUAAUUUGAUCAGUUCCCACUCCAAUAUGAACCAUACUUGUCCAUAUAAUGACGAUCUCAUUUUGGAAAAGUUAACAACUGAGUUUUUGAAUUAUCAAUUGGUUACGGUCUUGCCAGUUCCUGAAGGACAAUAUGCUUUAUUUACUAGCUGGUAUGCCUAUGGUAUUAAGAGAGCCGAAGUUCAAUUCUAUGUUAAAAUAUCAUAA
This is a messenger RNA of Drosophila willistoni, 516 nucleotides long. RefSeq lists its product as uncharacterized. Bases 1 to 516 code for a protein of 171 amino acids. The record is from RefSeq and is a predicted model, not a curated record. The transcript has 4 exons. Lineage: Eukaryota; Metazoa; Arthropoda; Insecta; Diptera; Drosophilidae.